AUGAUUACGAACAGAUUGAUGAACAAAUGUGUUAGCAGUCCUCUGAGAUCAGUUACUUGGAGAAGGUUGAUUACCAUUCAAACUUUAACUACACCUAACGAAAAUGCUUUGAAGUUCCUCAACAAAGACAAUGAGCUCUUGCAGACCAGAGGCAGUAAGAGUAUCGUCAUCAAAAAUACAGACCAAAACCUAAUAAGUCAUUCUGAUCUAGCAUCCAAGAUUUUUGCACAGUGUCCCGGCGUGGAAUCUCUUAUGAUCGGUGAUGAUUUUCUUACAGUCAACAAGGACAGCCAAGUACCAUGGGCUCAAAUUCAAUCUGAUGUGAUAGACUUGCUUACUCAACAAUUGGCCUCAGGCAAGAAUGUUAUUUCUGAUGAGUUUCACGCCAUUAAAGAAGAUAAUGAAGCUGGAUAUCAAAUAAAUGAGAUGAAAUUUGAUUUGACAGAAGAAGAUGAAGAAAUAAAAGAACUAAUAGAGGAACUAAUAGAAACUAGAAUUAGACCUGCUAUUUUAGAAGAUGGUGGUGAUAUAGAUUUCAGAGGAUGGGACCCCGAAUCUGGUACUGUUUAUUUGAAACUGCAAGGUGCAUGCACUUCCUGUUCAUCCAGUGAGGUCACAUUGAAGUAUGGUAUUGAAUCUAUGUUAAAGCACUACGUGGAUGAAGUCAAGGAAGUGAUCCAAAUGAUGGACCCUGAACAAGAGAUUGCUUUGAAAGAAUUCGACAAGUUAGAAAAGAAAUUACAGUCCAAGGACGAAAAUGAUGGCACAACUGCACCAGCAAGCGCCAGCUAA
This is a messenger RNA of Nakaseomyces glabratus, 792 nucleotides long. RefSeq names its product Nfu1p (gene NFU1). Gene Ontology annotation, molecular function: 4 iron, 4 sulfur cluster binding; iron ion binding. Lineage: Eukaryota; Fungi; Ascomycota; Saccharomycetes; Saccharomycetales; Saccharomycetaceae. The record is from RefSeq and is a predicted model, not a curated record. Gene Ontology annotation, cellular component: mitochondrion. Gene Ontology annotation, biological process: iron-sulfur cluster assembly.